Messenger RNA from Symbiodinium sp. CCMP2592, 2508 nucleotides. Lineage: Eukaryota; Dinophyceae; Suessiales; Symbiodiniaceae. The record is from the annotation of a GenBank genome assembly.
AUGUGCCAUUCGGCUUGCCGCCCCACGGCAUACGCUCCGUGCGUGGCCGCUGGCCGGCAAGGCUUCCGGCUGGGAAGUUCUUGGGCCGCCAGGCCCCCAACAGGGCGGCUUGCUGAGGAGGGGCUCAGGAGGCGCUGGAAGAGCCAGGCAGCUUGCGGUUUGGCGGCUGUCGGAUGCCAUGCAUGGGCCACAUGGGAAGGCAGGAUGAAAGCUACGCAGCGCAACUGCCAGGCGUCCCGGGCUGAGCUUCGGCGUGAUGCCCCGCCUUUCGUUACCCAGCUGCGACGUGUACCUACCGAAUCACGUGAUCUUCAUGUGUUCUUGGAGGAUGCCGUAGCAGAUGGCGAGGUCGUAGAAGUGUUGGAGGUUGAGGGCGAGUUUGCUCGUAUCCUCUCUCCAGACAGGCGUUGUGGAUGGGUGCAAUCCAGGUAUCUUCAAUUUACCACGCCUGCAUCUGGAUCCUCCGCAAGUAGUCGGAAACCCAUGCGAGUCGACGAGUUGCCGGAGGACUUCGAUGUCGUCGAGCCUUUGAUCAUCACAGGAGGCACGCCCGGCGUCAAUGGCUGGAAGGGGCAGCCGCUGUCUCGUUUCCAGAGCUUCGGCACCGUGCUGGCAGCUGCAGCUGCGAGGGCUCGCCUGGCACAGGCCGAGGAGCUCGGCUCCCCGCCCACACGCUGGACCCCGGGCUUUGUGCGCUACCGGCUGGACCGGCCGGCUUGCCCUAUGGUGAUGGGAGUGUAUCCCGAACCGGUCCGCGGCGACUGGACUUUCCGCUGUUCUUCAGACCAACUUCUCCGAGCGAUGGAUGUAAUGGGUUACCUUUCCGUACCGCAGCCCUGUAGCGACCUUCUGGAAGACGUCGUUCCUAGCAGCUGCCUUCCCCGCGGGCCGCGCUUCACGUGCGGGCUGCUGGGACAAGGAGCUGACUUUCCUUUGCAACGGCAUCCGGUGUGCUACGGUCACUGCGUGCUUGUCCUGGCUGGUGAAGUUACAGUGCGCAUGCUGCACGGUGACACUGGUGCUGUCGCACUUUCGGCUGCUACAGGGCUGCUUGGAGCGGCUGUAGCUGCGACAGACCUGUUCGACGACGCCGAGGACCUGCCAGGGCUGGAGCUCAUGGAGGCUUCCCUCCGCGAAGGAGAUGUCCUGAUACUCCCGCCUGGCUGGUGGCAUCAGACGUUGUGCACCGUCGGUCCUGCGGCACUUGCGCUGACGCCCUUCCUGACCGAGGCCACCAUUCCACUUUCUUUGGCGGAGCUGUCAAAGCAUGGCUUGGUGAUUGAGGCAUCCAGAGAGGCAGCCCCUGCGGACGCCCUCCGGGCUUGCCUAUCGACCGUACGUCGAAGCGGUCAGCUCGGGCAAGGGACUUGGCCCUUUGUACUCUCGGCGCUGACUGGCGAGGAGAAAGAGGCAGAGCUGCCUUUCCAGGACCGGCUCUGGAACAUGAUCAAGGCGCAGCCUGCCUUUGCAAGCAGCGGAGCCGUCUUGCCAGCAGAUGCCGACACCUGGCCGCCAGAGGCCUUGAGGAGGUUUGUAGCCUCGGGCGGCUUUCUGAUUCCAGAAGGCCGCACCAAGGAGCCAAGCUGCAGGACGACAAUUCUCAGCGAGUGGAUGGCAAUGCCCAUUCCAUCUCAAGGCGUUGUGGGGAUCGAAGGCGACGCUCCCAGGGUAAUCUGGAUGUACUGGGCCCAGGGCGCCAGCAACCUGGACGGGUUCAGGCGGCUCUGCGUCCACACCUGGAUCGUCCAAAACCCUGGAUGGCAGGUGAUCGUUCUGGAUGCGACGUCCGUGAAGGGCUACAUAGAGGAAGCGGACCUCCCACACUGCUACGAGGAGCUUCCAGCGGCUCAGCAGAGCGACGCACUGCGACUGGCGCUGCUCCAGCGUUACGGCGGCGUCUAUACGGAUGUUGCGACCAUCUGCCUGCGUCCCCUGGAGGAGUGGAUAUGGUCUGAAAUCACGACCGGGCCGCUGGAGAAGGGUUUAGGUGCCUGGUAUCUGGCGUGCUUCGGCAUGGAUCCUGGCAGCAGCCGCGAGUAUGUGGAGAAUUGGUUUCUUGCAGCACGUCGAGGCCAUCCACUGAUUCGAGCCUGGCGGGAACUUUACGUCGAGGGCUGGAAGCUGGCGAGGACACGACAUGACUACCCCACAUCCCCGCUCUUCUGUGAUGUUGACCUCUCCCACAUCAGCAUCGCAGAGCAUCGCGAUUGGCUUCUCAUGCACGUCUGCUUCAAGAAGUUGAUUGAUGAAGACGAAUACCUCAGGCAUCUCUGGUCCGAGGAGAUCACGCUGCUGAAAGCAGAUGUGGGUGCACUCGCGUGGAUGGCUGAUGUUGAUGCAAGCUGCCCAGAGGACUCCGUGCGCCGCUGGAUUUUCAGCCAGGACCUCGAAUGGUCGCAGGCGCAGCUGGAUGCAGCUCCGAUGUUGAAGUUCGUUGGAGAUGCCGCGCAGGCAUUGCAGUGGCAGCCGCAGGAGACGCUCACGGAGCAAGACAACUGCCUCACCCAG